AUGAGCGACAACGUGAUGCGAGCCAAUGAGAAUGUCCGGCGGCGCGCUGCGUACGUGCCCGAGUUCCUGAACCCACUGCUCAUCAGCGACGACCAGCCGAUCAUGAAGACCGAGGCGCGCAUGCGCAUUCUCGAGCGCGCAGCUCAUGUGAACAUGACCUAG
Messenger RNA from Phytophthora sojae, 162 nucleotides. RefSeq lists its product as hypothetical. The coding region runs from base 1 to 162 and encodes 53 amino acids. The transcript has 2 exons. NCBI's taxonomy places the organism in Eukaryota, Oomycota, Peronosporomycetes, Peronosporales, Peronosporaceae. The record is from RefSeq and is a predicted model, not a curated record.